Molecule: messenger RNA, 1904 nt
Organism: Physcomitrium patens
Lineage: Eukaryota; Viridiplantae; Streptophyta; Bryopsida; Funariales; Funariaceae
Biological process (GO): glycolytic process
Molecular function (GO): intramolecular phosphotransferase activity
Source: RefSeq, a predicted model, not a curated record
CAUCCUUCUUCGGCCACGCCGGUGCGGCGGUAGCGUACAAAAUGGUGGUGGGAAACAGAGAGCAAAAGUGCAUGAAUGGAACUAAUCUAGGUUGAGAUGGUCCCCUAAAAGCCACGAGAAAACAUCUGUAGCGAAGUGGAACCUUCUCAUAUUCGCUGAAAAGGGUAAAAAGUUGGAGGCAAAGGCUGACGAGUCUGUUCAAUGUUGGGGUGCUCUCUGGUCCUCCUCCCAGACUAAUAAUAAGUGACAUUUCGCCUUCGCUCGCGUGUUUUGCUUCCUCCCACCUCGGCCUCGUCGUCUCUCCGUCCCCAUUCCAGCCCCUCAUUCUCUAGAGCUGCCUCGACGUUGUCCACUUCGUUCCUGUCGCAGCUAUGGCAGCUGCGUCUGCUUUCUGCUCUGCUUCUUCUGCUUCUGUGGCAUUGCGCCCUACGAACCAGCUCCAUUCGACGCAGUGGACAAGCCGCUGCGCAGUUCUCAAGGCUGUGAGUACUCUGAAGGCGACGCCAACCUUGAACGGAGUUCGCAUCCCGUUAUCGUCAGGGGUCUCACGUGGGCGCCGAGCAAUCGUCUCGUGUACUUUGCAACAAUCUGCCGAAACUAUCGUUGCCAACGGCAAUGGCUCCUCUACCUCUACCAGGGAGUCAGCGUUGAUUUUGAUCCGUCAUGGAGAGUCGCUAUGGAACUCGAAGAAUCUUUUUACUGGAUGUGUGGACGUUCCUUUGUCUCAAAAGGGUGUGGAUGAAGCGAUCGAAGCGGGCAAGUGUAUUAGCGAGCUCCCCGUAGAUAUGAUCUUCACCUCGGCGCUUAUUCGGGCACAGAUGACUGCAAUGCUUGCUAUGACUCAACACCAUCGUCAGAAAGUGCCAGUCAUCCUUCACAACGAAAGUGAGAGGGCAGAGGCGUGGAGCAGAAUCUUCAGCGACACGGACGAGGUCAUCCCCGUGGUCACUGCGUGGCAGCUCAAUGAGCGCAUGUAUGGUGAAUUGCAGGGCUUGAACAAGGCAGAGACUGCUGAAAAAUUCGGCAAUGAGAAAGUCAAGGAGUGGCGUCGUAGUUACGACAUACCUCCUCCCCAUGGAGAGAGCCUUGAGAUGUGUGCUGAGCGUGCUGUCAAGUAUUUCGUGGAGAACGUGGUUCCAGAGCUGAAGGCUGGGAAGAACAUAAUGAUCGCAGCCCAUGGCAAUUCUUUGCGUGCCAUCAUCAUGUUCUUGGACAAACUUACCUCAAAGGAGGUCAUCGAGCUUGAGCUUUCAACAGGCAUUCCCAUGCUUUACACUCUCAAGGGCUCAAAAUUCCUCCGCAGGGGAAGUCCGGUUGGACCAACGGUUCAUGGUGUCUACGCUUUAACACAGGGGCUCGCUCGUUACCGCGACCAAUCAAAUCCACGGUACGACAUCAACUAAAUAGUUCACUGCCGUGUUCCACAUUUUAAAGCAAGUCUGUUACAGGAGACUGAAUCUGGACGACACUGAAAGGUUGAAUAGUCUUGGACCUUCGAAGGAAAAGCUACAUUCAACUCUUUCGUCUUGGAACGGUGGAGAUGCAUAUCAUGUCGAGCUCACUCCUGGCGCGUCACGAUCAACAACCGUAAGCCUGUAUAAUAAUUCCCACGAAAGUAAGCACCAUUUUAAUUGCUUUUACUCUUAAGAAACUUAGUGGCUGCUGAUAGAAAGGAGUUAUUCACAACUUCUCGAUCAACACGUGGUUGUCGAAAGGUCUCAGGUUUUUGGAGUUUGUAGGUUGAGGCUGUAGUACUGGUCCUUGUUAGUGGGUUAUUUAUUGCCCUACAUGAACUCCUGUAGUAUAUCGGGGUCUUACUUCCAGUGUUACUUUUCGAUAUGUUAUUAGCAAUUCUAAUUGAUUAUGAGGCUGUACACACAGCUUUCCAUUUGCAUUAUCAGAAA